This is a messenger RNA of Colletotrichum scovillei, 5104 nucleotides long. Its product is annotated as pentafunctional AROM polypeptide. The transcript has 2 exons. Gene Ontology annotation, cellular component: cytoplasm. NCBI's taxonomy places the organism in Eukaryota, Fungi, Ascomycota, Sordariomycetes, Glomerellales, Glomerellaceae. The record is from RefSeq and is a predicted model, not a curated record. Bases 221 to 4936 code for a protein of 1571 amino acids. Gene Ontology annotation, molecular function: shikimate kinase activity; 3-phosphoshikimate 1-carboxyvinyltransferase activity; 3-dehydroquinate dehydratase activity. Gene Ontology annotation, biological process: aromatic amino acid biosynthetic process; chorismate biosynthetic process.
GUAAAAAAAAAAAAAAAAAAAAAGGUGAGUCUUCUUGGGAAGAGUCACUGGCUCCAUGCACCGCCCUACGCCCACAUGAGGUAGGCGCACCCGCGAGUCUUUGCACAUUUAACGUAUUCAAUUCACUUACCGUUGCAAACUCCACGACAGAGACCAACCCGAUGUGCAAGAGCUCUAAGUAAAUAACGACUUUCCACCCUCACAUCUGCUGCCAUCGAUCAUGGGCUUGGUCAAUGGCCCAGAUUCGGGCUCAGGCCCGACCCGGAUCACGAUCCUGGGCAAAGACGAUAUUGUCGUUGAUCACGGCAUCUGGCUUGACUUCGUGACUCAGGAUCUCCUCCAUCAUCUCAAAUCAUCGACCUACGCCCUUAUAACCGACACGAACCUCUUCGAUACUUACGUCCCGCCUUUUCAGAAGGUCUUUGAAGCCGCCGCGCCUGCUUCGGCAAGACUGCUCACGUACGCAAUCCCGCCCGGCGAAGCUUCAAAGAGCCGCCAGACCAAGGCAGACAUUGAAGAUUGGAUGUUGUUGCAAAAAUGCACGAGGGACACGGUUAUCAUUGCUCUGGGCGGCGGUGUCAUUGGCGACAUGAUCGGCUAUGUCGCUGCCACUUUCAUGCGGGGCAUUCGCUUUGUACAGGUGCCGACGACGCUGUUGUCUAUGGUUGACUCAUCCAUUGGUGGCAAGACUGCCAUUGACACUCCAAUGGGCAAGAACCUUAUCGGUGCUUUCUGGCAACCGUUCCGUAUUUAUAUCGACCUGAGCUUCCUCGAGACGCUGCCAGCGAGGGAGUUCAUCAAUGGCAUGGCCGAGGUCAUCAAGACGGCCGCCAUCUGGAGCGAGGAUGAGUUCACCGCACUCGAGACCAACGCACCCGCUAUACUGGCUGCUGUCAAGUCCCAGGGAGAAAAGAGACUUUCACCCAUUCGAGACAUUCUCAAGCGAAUUGUCCUUGGCUCUGCUUCAGUCAAAGCUGAAGUUGUCUCCAGCGAUGAAAGAGAAGGUGGCUUAAGAAAUCUGCUCAACUUCGGACAUUCUAUUGGUCACGCCUACGAAGCCCUGUUGACACCUCAGCUUCUUCAUGGAGAGGCUGUCGCUAUUGGCAUGGUCAAGGAGGCAGAACUGGCCCGCUUCCUUGGCGUGCUUCGUCCUGGCGCUGUAGCACGACUUGUCAAGUGCAUUGCGAGCUACGAGCUUCCCAUCUCGGUACACGACAAGAAGGUUAUCAAGCUGACAGCAGGCAAGAAGUGCCCCGUUGACGUGCUGUUGGAGAAAAUGGCGGUUGACAAGAAGAAUGAUGGAGCCAAAAAGAAGAUUGUGCUCCUCUCCGCCAUCGGAAAGACCCACGAACUAAAAGCCAGCGUAGUCCAAGACCACGUCAUCAGGGUAGUCCUAUCAUCGGCAACUCAGGUCAUACCUGGCAUGCCGAAGUCUCACAGCACCAUAGUCACGCCCCCCGGCUCCAAGUCUAUUUCCAACCGCGCCCUCGUUCUCGCCGCUCUCGGGCAGGGAACGUGCCGGAUCACGAACCUGCUGCAUUCUGACGAUACAGAGUACAUGUUGUCAGCCAUUGCUCAGCUUGGGGGAGCAACAUACGCCUGGGAAGAUGCCGGGGAGGUGCUGGCUGUCAAAGGCAAAGGCGGCGAGCUCAAUGCUAGCAAAGAGGCGUUGUACCUUGGCAACGCUGGUACCGCAUCUCGAUUCCUGACGACUGUUGUGGCUCUUUGUGCGCCGUCCGGAGUGUCUUCCACAGUACUUACCGGCAACGCUCGCAUGAAAGUUCGUCCAAUUGGUCCUCUGGUCGAUGCUCUCAGGGCCAAUGGGUUGGGAAUCAAGUACCUCGGGCAAGAGAAGAGCCUUCCUCUCCAGGUGGAUGCUGCCAAUGGCUUUGAGGGCGGUGUCAUAGAAUUGGCCGCUACUAUCUCAUCGCAGUAUGUGUCGUCAAUUCUGAUGGCUGCACCUUACGCGAAAAAUCCAGUCACCCUGCGACUCGUAGGCGGAAAGCCCAUAUCACAAUUUUACAUUGAUAUGACCGUCUCGAUGAUGCGGACCUUCGGCGUGAACGUCACGAAAUCGACAACGGAGCCCAAUACUUACCACAUUCCGAAGGCGGUGUACCAAAACCCAGCCGAGUACGUCGUGGAGAGUGAUGCCAGUUCCGCAACAUACCCCCUGGCUAUUGCAGCCAUUACCGGCACCACCUGUACUGUGCCCAACAUUGGUUCAGAGUCACUUCAGGGCGACUCUCGGUUUGCUGUUGACGUGCUGAGACCUAUGGGAUGCACGGUCGAGCAGACUGGAACUUCGACAACUGUCACAGGCCCGCCCAUUGGCGGUCUCAAGGCGAUUGAGCAUGUCGAUAUGGAACCUAUGACAGACGCUUUUCUCACAGCCUCCGUCCUAGCAGCUGCGGCAUCCGGAACAACCAAGAUAAGCGGCAUCGCCAAUCAACGCGUGAAAGAAUGCAAUCGCAUCGGAGCAAUGCGCGAGCAACUAGCCAAGUUUGGCGUUGAGACCGACGAAUUUGACGACGGGAUCAUCGUCACCGGCCGCGCCGUGCAGGGGCUUCAGCAGCCUACCGAAAGUAUUUAUUGCUACGACGAUCACCGCGUCGCCAUGAGCUUCAGCGUUCUUUCAGUGGUAUCCCCCAAGCCUGUGACGAUUCUUGAGAGGGAAUGCACUGGCAAGACAUGGCCAGGUUGGUGGGACACCAUGUCGCAGUUCUUCAACAUUGAGCUUGACGGCAUUGACGAGCACCCCAAGUCAGUGGCUACGGGACUUCCCACAAGAUCUCGUAAGGAUAAGUCUGUUGUCAUUAUUGGUAUGCGUGGCGCAGGCAAGACGACUGCGGGAAGAUGGAUGGCCGCGACACUCAAGAGGCCUUUUAUCGACUUAGACGAGGAGCUGGAACGGCGGUCAGGCAUGACAAUUCCGGAGAUGAUCAGAGGUUCCAAAGGAUGGGCAGGCUUCAGAAGCGACGAGCUUGAGCUUCUCCGGGAUGUCCUGGAGAAACAGAGCCACGGGUAUAUUUUCUCAUGCGGCGGCGGCAUUGUAGAGACUCCUGAAGCUCGGAAACUGCUUGUUGCUCAUUGCCAGAACAACGGCACUGUGUUACUCGUCCACCGUAAUACCAAGGAAGUCGUCGACUACCUUCUACAGGACAAAUCAAGACCGGCCUACAGAGAAGACAUUGAAGAUGUCUACUGGCGCCGGAAGCCCUUCUUCGAGCAGUGCAGCAACUUUGAGUACUUCAGCCCUCAUCCUCCAGGAACAUUGGCCACACGGGAGCCGCCGCUAGACUUUCGCCGCUUCGUCAAUGUUCUGUGCGGAGAGCAGAUACAAGUCAAUAAGGCACUGGCGAAGAAUCCCAGUUUCUUUGUUUCCCUUACGAUACCAGAGGUUGCGUCAGCUCUCACUCUGAUACCGGCUGUUGUGGUCGGUUCUGACGCCGUGGAGCUCCGCGUGGACUUGCUCCAGGACUAUUCUGAGGAGUUCGUUGCACACCAGGUUGCGCUUCUUAGAUCGGUGGCAGACGUGCCCAUUAUCUUCACUCUGCGCACACUGUCUCAGGGCGGAAAGUUCCCUGAUGACGCCCAUGAUCAAGCCCUUGGUCUGUACCAAAAGGCAAUUCGCAUGGGGGUUGAGUUCAUCGAUGUCGAGAUGACUCUUCCAGAGCGAGUCAUUCGAGCAGUUGUGGAGAACAAGGGACCUGCGCGUAUCAUUGCCUCCCACCAUGAUCCCCAGGGCAACUUAUCUUGGAAGAAUGGUUCUUGGAUCCCCUUCUACAACAAGGCCCUUCAAUGGGGUGACGUGAUCAAGUUGGUCGGUGUCGCCAAACGAAUCGAAGACAACUAUGACCUAGCCCAAUUCAAGUUGGAGAUGUUGUCUUCGCACAAAGUCCCGAUCAUUGCGCUGAACAUGGGGCAAGCUGGAAAGCUCAGCCGUGUCCUGAACGGCUGCCUCACCCCCGUCUCCCAUCCCAGUUUGCCAUUCAAAGCAGCCCCGGGGCAGUUGUCCGCGGCUGAGAUCCGGCAAGCUUUGGCGUUGCUUGGUGACAUCAACCCGCAAACCUACUAUCUUUUCGGUAGCCCCAUCGCAGCAUCGAGAUCACCUGCUCUGCACAAUACUCUGUUCGAUCUGGUCGGAUUGCCGCACCAUUACCUGCGCAAAGAAACGACUGACACAGCCGAUGUACGCGAGUUGAUCCGAGCUCCCGACUUUGGCGGCGCUUCCGUCACAAUCCCGCUCAAGCUCGACAUCAUGAAAGAAAUUGACGAAGUCUCGGAGGCUGCUCGCAUCAUUGGCGCUGUCAACACCAUCAUCCCAGUAUCAACCGGCGGAGACACGGCUAAGCUCAUCGGUGACAAUACUGACUGGUCAGGUAUGGUUCACUCUCUUCAGUCGGCAGGUGUUUCGUCCCAAUCGACAGAAGACGUUCAGUCUUCUGCCAUCGUUAUUGGCUCAGGUGGAACAACAAGAGCUGCCAUCUUCGCAUUGCACGCACUUGGCUUCGGGCCUAUCUACGCUCUAGCACGCAACAGUGGCAAUCUGGAAGCCCUGAAGGCGUCGUUCCCCUCAGAUUAUCGCAUCGAAGCUCUCAAGAAUGCCAGCGAAGUUCCUGCACUAGCAUCCUCGCCUACCGUUAUGAUCAGCACGAUCCCUGCCGACAAGCCAGUUGAUCCCUCGCUCCGAGAAACUCUCAUGGCGGUAUUGCGUCAAGACACGACAGUCGCUAGGAAACGCGUCCUUCUUGAGAUGGCCUACCAGCCUCGUCAUACACCACUGAUGCAAUUGGCCGAGGACGCCGGGUGGGAGACCAUCCCUGGCCUCGAGGUGCUCUCAGCUCAGGGCUGGUAUCAGUUCCAGAAAUGGACGGAUAUCACCCCUCUCUACCAGACCGCUCGCGCAGCCGUCUUGGGCGAGGAAGCGGCGUAAGAUGGCUAGGGCACACAGCAGGAGCCGACCAUUGAACAUGCGUGCCAGAUAUCAUUGGUGCCUUGUCUGUCUACCUAUGGGUACUGGAGUAAAAGAAGGAGCUGUAGGGACUAGCAUCAACCAUAUAGACCUAGUUGCUGAAUAGAUAACUAGACUUUGAAACUUCAC